GAGAAUGCCACUCGACUUCUGUUCACACGCGUUGGAGUCGCCAUAACUGGAACCGGGGAUACGGUUAAGGGCUUGCGGAGUGCCUGUAGCUGGGUGAAUCAGAAUGGGAGACAACAAGCCGAUUUGGGAACAAAUAGGAUCCAGUUUUGUCCAACAUUACUAUCAGCUGUUCGACACAGACAGGACUCAACUUGGAUCAAUAUAUAUUGAUGCAUCAUGCCUUACGUGGGAGGGCCAGCAAUUCCAAGGAAAAGCGGCAAUUGUCGAAAAACUCUCUAGCUUGCCCUUCACAAAAAUUGCCCACAGCAUAACAGCACAAGACCACCAGCCCACCCCUGACAGCUGCAUAAUGAGUAUGGUAGUAGGCCAACUAAAAGCAGAUGAUGACCCCAUCAUGGGAUUCCAUCAGAGUUUCAUCCUGAAGAACAUUAAUGAGGCAUGGGUUUGCACCAAUGACAUGUUCCGCCUUGCGCUGCACAAUUUUGGUUAAACGCCCCAUGGCUAGCAAAAGGGAAGCGGUGCAAGGUGGAGGAUGCGGUUCUACCCUGGUGACGCCUGAACCCAUCAAACAGCCCUUCAUUCAUCACACUCAAGAGAAACAGCACCGGAUUAUAGCAGUCAAUCACAGAAAACAUUGCAGGCAUAUACAGUACUGCCACUUUUCCAGAAAAGACAUGUUUCUUUGCUGAAAGCCCACAUAUUCAUCAAACUGACCCUUUUUCCUUCGCCUACCUGCAUGAUGAUGGGGAGCUUAAGUAUCAGAAAACGCCCUGAUCAGGACAAUUACGUAUUAACUUUACCUCUGCUGUUUGAUAUUUACAUUUUAGUUGCUGAUUUUGACUUUGAAAUAACAACUCUCUUACUGUCUUCUUUGCUUUAGUACAAAGUGUAUUAUCAGCUUGUUUUUAGAAUAUGCUCCUGGAAGUUCUUUGCACCUCUUGAAAAUUGGAGUCUUCAUUAAGUGUGAUGUCAGGAUGCUCAAGCUAUCCAAAGAACACCACUCUAAUUUCCCCCUCGCUUCAGGCCAGUCAGUGUGCUUCUCACUUUCUGCUCACUGCUCUGUGUGACUUUAAUUACCAAGCCACGAUACACAAUAAAACCUUUGACUUUUUCUUAACAAUGUUAUCAUCCCCCUGUCUCGUUUUGCAUCUGCCUUUUCCCUUUCCUGUGCUUGCCUCUUCAUACUUUAGAUGCUUAAUAUUAGUUUCUCUAUAUAAUUUCUUGGUUACAAAUUCAGUCUUGUUAUAGGUGGCCAGUUUUUCUUGAAGCAGCUUGUCUUAACUAUGAAGUAGUUUUGAACUGUAGGACAGGGCUAUGAUUAGCAGUUUAACUUAAACUUGCAACAUGUUGUCCAUUUUAUCUAUGUACAAAUGGCAGAAUUAUCAAUGAAGGCUCUUGUUGGAAAGUGUAUAUGCAAAGGUAAAAAUAUGAUACACACCCUGGUGAUGCCACGUCAAGAAAGCAAUGUUAAGUAUUGAGACAGAUAUAAAAAACAAAUUCAGAUGACCUUUCUCAGUAGUUUUAUUAUUUUAUCCUUUUAAGUUUAGAGCUUCCAUUUCCCCUUGAUAAAAAUCUUUUAAGUAAUGGGGUGUGGAAAAUUGUGUGACAAAAGCUAAUAGGAAUGUAAAUGCCAUUGAGUUUGUAGUAUUACAAAAGCUCUUCAUGUUUUGGUGCAUUCUCUUCUUUAUUGAUUUUAAUAGCUUAUAUUGUGGCACUACCAGUACAAGAAGGAAUGGUAACAUUAAAGACAUUUAAAGCCUAAAACUUGAAAUUAAUACUGGUUUGGGGGAAUAAGAGAUAACUAGCCCUUAAUUUUUCACAAGAUGUUUACAGUAAAGGAGUAAUGGUCUAUGAUUAGGAUUAUAAAAUCCUCUUCAUAGAAUUUAAAGGCCUUUGUGCCAUGUGAUGGUAUGUAUAUUUUUAAAAGAUGUCUCCUGCAUUGUAGCUGUGCACUGAAAUAUUCGGACCGAACUGCAAGAACAUCACUUUUUCACAAUUGUUUCCUGGACAUAUUUUUGUGUUAUUGUAUAUUUAACGCUUGCUCAACCCUGCCGACAUCCACUGUCUCAGUGGUUUGAGAAGAGCAAAAGAAGGCUUGAUUUCCCCUCAAAAAAACAAAAAUAAUACAAUGGGAAUACGUCAGAAAACUAUUUCAGUUGCCUACAUGUUUGUGAAAAUAAAGGAGA
Messenger RNA from Xyrauchen texanus (razorback sucker), 2186 nucleotides. RefSeq names its product nuclear transport factor 2 (gene nutf2). Gene Ontology annotation, biological process: protein import into nucleus. The transcript is spliced from 5 exons. Gene Ontology annotation, cellular component: nuclear pore central transport channel. Bases 104 to 490 code for a protein of 128 amino acids. The record is from RefSeq and is a predicted model, not a curated record. NCBI's taxonomy places the organism in Eukaryota, Metazoa, Chordata, Actinopteri, Cypriniformes, Catostomidae.